AUGACUCCAUACGCCGUUUUCUUUGCCCUUACUGUGCUUUUUGCCUACCCAAUCUAUAGGCUCUUGAGGCUGGGCUCCCGACACCCCCGAAUGCCCCCAGGGCCUCCAACCAUUCCUAUCCUUGGUAACGCCCACCAGAUUCCGAUUACAGGACUUGGCAAGAAGUUCAAGGCAUGGGCAGACAUCUACGGACCUAUCUUUUCUUUGAAGAUAGGUCCCACAAAUGUGGUUGUCCUAUGUGACAGGCGUGCUAUCAACAACCUGCUGGACAAGAAAGGCAGUAUUUACUCAGAUAGACCAUUCAACCACGUCUCCAAUUAUGUCACACAUGGUGACCAUCUGACCUUGGAGCCUCAGGGUGCUUCAUGGAGGGAGAAGCGUACAGUGGUGACGAGAAACCUCAAUCCGAAGAUGCUGGAUGAGAAGCACUGGAAGAUACAGGAGGCAGAGGCGGUCAUAUUCAUGAACAAUAUUCUCAAAGAUCCGGAGAGAGUAUUCGACUAUGCACGGCUGUAUACUGUUUCAGUUGCAGGCUCUCUUAUUUGGGGUCACAGAGCAACGAGUCUGGAUUCUUUCUGGUAUAAGGACUUCUACGAGCUCAUGGACUUGUGGCUCAAAGUACAAGAACCGGGCGCCAAUCCUCCCAUUGACGAAUUUCCGGUCCUCAAAUACCUUCCUGGAGCAUGGAAGGGCAGAGCCGACAAGUGUCGUAAGAUGAUGGACGACAUGUGGGACAAGGCCCGAGCCAUUGUGGACGAGCGAAGGUCCAGAGGAGACAAGAGAGAUUGUUUCAUCGACGAAAAGAUCGACGAGUAUAAUGCAAAAGGCUGGCCGUUAUCAACGCACGCGUUCAACAAUCUGUUCGGAGAACUCCUUGAAGCAGGAGCAGAUACGACAGCUAAUCACAUCUUGACACUCAUCCUGGCCAUGGCUAAGUAUCCUCGAAUCCAGGAAAGGGCAAGAAAGGAAAUCGAUACCGUUUGUGGGACUGAGCGAGCUCCUUUGUUCACCGAUUUCGAGAAACUUCCCUAUAUAAAUUGCAUCGUCAAGGAAGGCAUGAGAUGGCGGCCGACUGCGCCUGCUGGUUUACCUCACAUGGUCACUCAAGACGAUGAAUAUGAAGGCAUGCUUAUUCCUAAGGGCUCGAUGGUGUUUGUCGGAAUAUGGGCCUUGCACCACAGCGAAACGGACUAUUCGAACCAUGACCAUUUCGAUCCCGAUCGCUUCCUAGACCAUCCAAAGCUCGCCAACGAGUAUGCUGUCAAUCCCGACUAUAACAACAGAGAUAAGUACCACUUCUUGCAUCGUCCUAUGAAAGGCUAA
Messenger RNA from Exophiala viscosa, 1323 nucleotides. Its product is annotated as cytochrome P450. The transcript is spliced from 6 exons. The coding region runs from base 1 to 1323 and encodes 440 amino acids. Gene Ontology annotation, molecular function: iron ion binding; monooxygenase activity; oxidoreductase activity, acting on paired donors, with incorporation or reduction of molecular oxygen. Lineage: Eukaryota; Fungi; Ascomycota; Eurotiomycetes; Chaetothyriales; Herpotrichiellaceae. The record is from RefSeq and is a predicted model, not a curated record.